AUGGCUCCGACUAAGCCUGGAAAGACAGAUGAACCAGAGACGGACUUUGAACGUCUUAUUCAGAUGAUGGAAAACUUAUCAAAGCAAGUGGCAGAUUCAGACACUAGAUCCAGACUCGUGGAACGUCGCCUUGCAGACUUAGAAACAGCAAACCAACAUGAUGAAACAAGCGUGAAUGGAGAAGAGAGGAAUCAUGAUCGACAACGUCAUGAUAGAAGGAAUGAUCGAGACGCAGAGAGACACAAUUUUCAUCGUGGAUAUGAGCAAGACCCUGAUGAAAGGGUGAUGAGAUCAGUGAAAGUUGACGCUCCUAAUUUUGAUGGGGAGCUAAACCCUAAAGCACUACUCGACUGGUUGGCUACCAUGGAUCGCUAUUUUGAGUGGCAUGACAUGUCUCAAGCUCGAAGGGUGAGAUUUGCUAAGAUAAAAUUGGUGGGUCAAGCUGGAUUGUUUUGGACCAAUGUUGAAACUCAGCUAGAGAGAGCUGGUGAAGAACCAAUCAUCCAUUGGGGUGAGAUGAAAGAAAGGUUGAAGCAGAAAUAUCUACCAUUAUCCUAUGAACAGAGGAAGAUCGAAGGAUGA
Molecule: messenger RNA, 582 nt
Organism: Prunus armeniaca (apricot)
Lineage: Eukaryota; Viridiplantae; Streptophyta; Magnoliopsida; Rosales; Rosaceae
Source: the annotation of a GenBank genome assembly